AUGUUGUCCGCACGUCGAUUGCUCGUUCCUCGCUUGUCGAGAUGCUAUGCUUCAGCUGCUGCAAGCCGUGUGGUUGAUUCUUCAUCAUCCUUUGCUGGUGGCAAUCAUACUCCUUAUUUCCCUGAUGAGCCCAUGGGACCAUCCAUGUUGACCAAUGUCCCCGGUCCUGAAUCAAAGCGUAUCAUUCAACGUUUGGAUCAGUAUCAAGAUACUCGUUCCGUAUUCUUUGUUGCAGACUUUGCACGCUCCAAGGGCAAUUACAUUGUGGAUGCUGAUGGCAAUACCAUGCUUGACGUGUUUGCACAAAUCGCUUCUAUUCCUGUUGGCUAUAACAAUCCCGCCUUUUUGAAGCUAUCAAGCGACCCUGCCUUUCAAACAGCAUUGGCCAACCGUGCGGCAUUAGGUGUCAACCCCAACAAGGAUUGGGUUGAGUCCGUGGAAAAUGCCUUCAUGCGUGUAGCUCCCAAGGGCAUGUCGAACGUGUUUACAGUCAUGUGUGGUUCGUGUGCUAACGAGAAUGCCUUCAAGACCGCUUUCAUGUACAAGGCUGCUAAACGACGUGGUGAAAAGGAAUUUACCAUGCAAGAAUUGUCGUCGUGUAUGAGCAAUCAAGCGCCAGGUGCCCCUGAUGACAUGGCCAUUCUCAGCUUCUCUCGUGGUUUCCAUGGUCGUCUUUUUGGAUCACUCACUGCUACCUCUAGCAAGGCUAUUCACAAGAUUGACAUUCCUGCCUUUGAUUGGCCCAAUGCACCUUUCCCCCAGCUUCGUUAUCCAUUGCAUGAAAACGAAGCUUACAAUCGCCAAGUGGAACAAGCAUCUCUCAAGGAAACAGAAAACAUGAUCCAAAAUGGCAAGAAAACGAUCGCAGCUGUCAUUAUUGAGCCAAUCCAAUCCGAAGGCGGUGACAAUCAUGCUUCCCCCGAAUUCUUCCGCGAAUUGCAAGCUAUUUGCAAGCGCAAUGAUGUCCUUUUCAUUGUCGAUGAAGUUCAAACAGGUGUUGGCGCCACUGGUACCUUUUGGGCUCAUGAAGCAUGGAACUUGCCUACCCCGCCUGAUAUGGUCACCUUCUCCAAGAAAUUCCAAGCUGCCGGUUUUUACACCAGCCCACACUUGAGACCCGCUCAACCUUAUCGCCUCUACAACACCUGGAUGGGUGAUCCUGUGCGUGCUAUGCAAGCUGCUGCCAUCGUCAACGAAGUGUAUGAUAAGGACUUGUUGCAAAACGUCCGCAAUGUGGGUCACUAUCUUCAAACCAAUCUCCAACAAAACCGCAAGAUUGAGUCGGUGCGUGGUCAAGGUGCCUUUAUUGCCUUUGAUCUUGAAAAUCCUGCCCAACGUGACAAGUUCUUGCUUGACAUGCGACAACUUGGUGUGAAUGUGGGUGGUUGUGGUGAAAAGACUGUGCGUCUGCGACCCAUGUUGACCUUCCAAAAGCACCAUGCUGAUAUUCUCUUGGAUACCAUGGAUAAGGCCUUGUAA
Lichtheimia ornata is the source of this 1479-nucleotide messenger RNA. RefSeq names its product 4-aminobutyrate aminotransferase. Gene Ontology annotation, biological process: GABA catabolic process. Gene Ontology annotation, cellular component: mitochondrion. The record is from RefSeq and is a predicted model, not a curated record. The transcript has 4 exons. Gene Ontology annotation, molecular function: pyridoxal phosphate binding. NCBI's taxonomy places the organism in Eukaryota, Fungi, Mucoromycota, Mucoromycetes, Mucorales, Lichtheimiaceae. The coding region runs from base 1 to 1479 and encodes 492 amino acids.